Molecule: messenger RNA, 921 nt
Organism: Microplitis mediator
Lineage: Eukaryota; Metazoa; Arthropoda; Insecta; Hymenoptera; Braconidae
Exons: 1
Coding region: 1-921 (306 amino acids)
Source: RefSeq, a predicted model, not a curated record
AUGGACAGGGAACUGUCUGUCUUCUUUCAGGGCACCACAGAAUCCAGGCCAGCGGGUCGUGGGCAACCUGGAGGACGUACGGCGAGCCGUAAUCAAGGAGGCAAUAUAGAUCGCGAAGGCCUACAAGAACAGGGUGACGGUGGUAGAAUCCGCUCUGCCACCCGUAUUCAGAAGUUGUAUCGGGAGAAUUGGAGGAAAGCGAUGCAGGAGGUGCUUGAGGGUCCAUCUCCCUUUUGCCAGGUGCCUAAGGAUGAUGUCCUCAGGUACUUCCGAACAUUGUACUCCGACGAUUCCCCCUUCAAUGAGGAGUUGCCAGCAAGACAAGUAUGGCCACUGGACGAGGGCGGCGAGUUGGCUGGGGCCUUGAUCGCUUCUCUGACGGCCACUGAGGUCAGCCGGAGGUUAGCCAGGAUGCAGGACACUGCACCUGGCCCCGAUGGCUUGAAAUACAGUGACCUGACGAAGGCAGAUCCUGGUUCCGGACUGCUCACCGCCGUAUACAAUGCGUGCUUCCGUCUAGGGGCCAUAUCAGUGUCGUGGAAGGUCUCCAACACUGUAUUGAUUUACAAGAAAGGAGACCGAAACGACCUGUCGAACUGGCGACCUCUCGCGAUGGGCAAUACCAUCUACAAGCUCUUUGCCGCCUUGAUUGCUGAUCGCUUGACGAACUUUGUUGUCAAUGGGAAUAGGCCAACUUCAUCUCAGAAAGGCUUUUUGAAGUACGAGGGGUGCUUAGAGCACAACUACGUUGUUCAAGAGGUCUUGACGGAUGGAGCGCGUGAGGGUGAGGAUGUUAUCGUCGCGUGCCUGGAUGCUUCCAAUGCUUUUGGUUCCAUCCCACACGAGGUGAUAUACGAUGCCAUUGAAGGGAUUGGAGCACCUGUGGUGUUCCAAUUGGCCCCGGCUCACGUUCACAAGUAA